AAUACCUCCAUGUUCUUGCAUCCUCUACCCUAAUGGUGUCUAAUAUUGCACUUACAGUCUUUACUCCUGAACUCUCUGUUCCAGAACUCUCUUUUUGGUUUGCCUACCAGACAGAUUCAGCUGUCAAAUCCUGGCUUAAUUCUGCCUCCUUCUCGCAACUUAACUACCUUUUAAAACAGUUUCCACACAUCUAUCCGAGCCUUCCCCUCAUUUUUCUUGAUACUUUGGAUGCAGGAGCUCAUGCACAGUGCCUCCGAUACAUUUUUAUGUGCUGGAAAGUGACAAACUGCAAACAAAUUCCACAUGAACUCCAGUUGAAGAUUGCUCUUGCUGGUUCAAAGGGUAAUGAUGCUUUUGUUGUAGCUGGUACUGGCAGUGGUAAAACACUAGCUUCAGUCCUAAACCAACUACUUGUGGAAUCAGAUGAAGUCACUGUGAUGCUCUCUCCAUUGAAGAGGUUACAGCUAUCUCAUGUUGAAAGCAUUCAAGCUCUGUAUUCCAUUGAAACAGUUGCUAUUAAUGAAGAUACCACUAAUGACAAUAUAUUCUGGGAGGAGAAGGUUCAUGAUUUCCUGAACAAGCAACCAGGAUCUGCACGACUAUUUUUGGUAACACCUGAGCAGUGUUGGCGGAAUUCUGCAGGUCAUUUAACUAGAUGGGGACAUAUGAUUCGUCAACAUCAGUUCAAGAAGCGUGUACGCUACCUGAUUAUUGAUGAAUCACAUUCGAUCCCUACCCAAGGCAUUGCACAGUAUGGACUUCCUGCAUUCCGCCCUGCUUAUGGGCGCCUUGAUGAGCUACGUGUUCUCCUUGGUCCACAUAUAGUGUCUGUGGCACUUACUGCAACUGCUCCACCUCAUAUGUGUAAAGUCAUUUGUGCAAAAGCACUCCGUCCUAAUCAUACUUCCAUAAUCACAUCAUCCAAUCGGGCCAACACUAUUUAUGCCACUCAUACAGUCAUUGGUAGCAUUGACAACCUCGAAAACUACAAAUGUUUCAUUCAGCAGCCUUUCGAUCUUUCACUUCAGCCUCGUAUUCUCAUAUUUCGAGAGCAUAUGGCUGCAACAGUUGACCUUGCUCAAUAUCUCACAAGCUGUCUUCCUCCUGAGUAUCACCAUCUUGGCAUUAUCAAGCAUUACCAUAGUGGGAUGUCACCUACCUAUCUCAAAGAGACUCAUUAUGAGUUUGCUAGAGCAGGUGGAUCAUGUCGUAUCCUUGUAGCAACUUCUGCUGAGUCAACAGGGAUUGAUCAUAGGGGAAUAAAUAUAGUCUGUGUUGCAGGCUUGUCAAAGACUACUGCUCUGUUAUUACAGGAAUAUGGCCGUGUCAUGAGGCAGCUUGGAUGUUUUGGUCUUGCUGUUUUAUUCUCAGAACAGUGGGUGCUUGAUCUAGAUCCUGAAGACUUCACUACCUGGGAUUGUGAGGAUCUUGACCGUCCCUGUGGCUAUUUGAAACAGAAUGCAUCUGCCAAAGAUCGUGCUCCCUUUUCACUUGUUGUUCUGGUUCAAACAUCCAUGUGUUUACGAUUAUUUUUUGCCACUUAUCUUGGUGAUGCAUCUCCUGAAGCAUGUAACUAUUCUGGUCCAUUCUGUUGUGACCGACAUCCUGGCAGUGGAUUCACCUUACAGGCUUUUCUUCCUGGUCCACUGCUUACUGUUUCCGAGUCUGAUGUUCCUUCAGCCGAAACUUCAGAAAAGCGAAAACACAAAUCGGUUCGACCCUUGGCACAACGCAAAGCUCUCUAUAGGACACUUCAGGAAUGGCUGGAGAAUGCUCAUUGCAAUGAUCGAUUAUCAGCAAUACGUCCCCGCUAUUACAUUCUGUCAGAUGCAAAUAUCAAAACUCUUGCUAAUGCAAAGGUUGGUGAACUCCAGUGUCACUCUGAUGUCACCAAUCGGAUUGCGCAAACAGCAGAAUGGGGUGUUAAAUGGGCCACCAGCAUUUCUCAAGUUAUUGUGGACUUCGAUAGUGCUAUAUUAGCCUCUCAGCACAGUGCUGCAAAGCGUGCUCACAAAAAGGCAAAAAUUGGGGAGUCUUCAUAUCCUUCUGCUGAAUUCAUUGUUGACAGUGAUGUUGAUGAUGAUAUAAUGGAAGCAUUUCUCCAAGAUGAAAAGAGUAGUCGAAAAACCCAAGCUGAUCUUCGCCGGGUUUUGCAAAUCAAAACAAAUUUUAUUUAA
Lentinula edodes (shiitake mushroom) is the source of this 2177-nucleotide messenger RNA. Its product is annotated as P-loop containing nucleoside triphosphate hydrolase protein. The transcript has 5 exons. Gene Ontology annotation, biological process: double-strand break repair via homologous recombination. The coding region runs from base 33 to 2177 and encodes 714 amino acids. Gene Ontology annotation, molecular function: ATP binding; four-way junction helicase activity; 3'-5' DNA helicase activity. The record is from RefSeq and is a predicted model, not a curated record. Gene Ontology annotation, cellular component: chromosome; nucleus; cytoplasm. Lineage: Eukaryota; Fungi; Basidiomycota; Agaricomycetes; Agaricales; Omphalotaceae.